Molecule: messenger RNA, 3663 nt
Organism: Centruroides sculpturatus (bark scorpion)
Lineage: Eukaryota; Metazoa; Arthropoda; Arachnida; Scorpiones; Buthidae
Product: E3 ubiquitin-protein ligase HACE1-like
Exons: 15
Coding region: 202-3348 (1048 amino acids)
Biological process (GO): protein polyubiquitination; positive regulation of protein catabolic process; proteasome-mediated ubiquitin-dependent protein catabolic process
Cellular component (GO): nucleus
Molecular function (GO): ubiquitin-protein transferase activity; protein binding
Source: RefSeq, a predicted model, not a curated record
CGUUUAUUUCAUUUUAUUAACUAUAUAAAGUGUGGACCCACAAUCCCUGGUGAACAGAACCGCAGUGGAUUAUGGAGGUGGCCUGCACGAAUAUAACACAUAAGAAGUCGGUUAGGUGGGCGCCGGAUUUAAGCUCUUUUUUUCGUCUCGAAUGGACAGUUACACAGGAAAGUCGUCACUGAUAUAUCGAUGAUCGUGUAAAUGGGUAACGUUGUGAUUGUUGAAUUAAUGGAGUUCCUGCAGCAAAUCACUCGGUCGUUAAGAUUUGCUCGGGCUGUAGAACUUCCUGCAGAUCCUAAUGCUGCUGCAUAUGUUUUAAUACCAAUGGUCAUAGGAAAUCAACAUAGAUCUGUAUCUGACCUAUUAGCAGCAUCAACUUUUGAUGUUAAUUACCCAUUUGGAAGAGCUCAAAGAAAUCUUUUACAAAUAGCUGCAAAUUGUGGAGCUUAUGAAUGUUUGGUUCUUCUUUUGAGAAAAGGAGCCAAUGUUAAUUAUCAAGAUAUUGCUGGAUGCACUGCAUUGCAUUUAGCAGCACGAAAUGGACAAAAAAAGUGUUUAACAAAAUUAUUAGAAUAUAAAGCUGAUGUAAAUAUACGAAACAAUGAAGGACUGACUACAAUACAUUGGCUAGCAGUAAAUGGAAGAACUGAAUUACUUCAUGAUAUGCUACAGUAUGUGAAGGAUGUGGAUGUUGAAGAUGGACAAGGACAAACUGCUUUACAUGUUGCAUGUCAAAAUGGACAUAAAACAGGUAAAAAUGAUGUAACUCAAUUUUAUAGAGUUCCUCCGGAUUAUCACAGAGGGUUAACUCUAAAGGCACAAUUUAAUAUAGUAAAUAGUAUGUUUAUAUCAGUAAUUAUUUUUAGGCAUGGGCAACGUGACACUGCUCAAAUAUUGCUUUCUCGAGGAGCGAAAUUCACUGCUGACUAUUCUGGAAAAACACCAUUAGAUCUUUGUGUGCUGGGUGGUUAUGGAGAAACUGCAGAAGUUCUACUUAGUUAUAUGCCAGAAUUGUAUGAAUCACUUAUUCAAAUGGCCCAAAGACCAGAAAUAACUGAAGAUACAUUACUGAAGGUUCUUCGUUACUUAUGUCAUUUAGGAGAUUGGCAAAGAGUACAUAUUCUCCAAGGUCUCUCAGAUCUGGUAUCACAUGCUGGCCAUAAACUUUUGAGUGUUUCCAGUAAUUUCACAUUGCAAGCAGCUAAUUUUCUGCGAUGUGUCCGUGUAUUGUGUAAACUGUACAGAGAACUGAUACCUGUGCCUGCAACAUCAGUAUUUACUUCUCCAAAUGCAAGUCCUGAAAGCAAUACUAUUUUUAAAUCUACAGAAAUUCUGUGGAAUUCAUUAGAAGAAUGGAUGAGGAUAUUAGACACAGAAGUAGAAAAUAUCAUGUGCAAUCCUAUUGAACAAGAUUUAAAAGGAGCAUGUUUAUCUCCUCCACCAAUUACUUAUGAAUUUGAAAAUCAGUUUAGUUUUUCAUUUUCAGAAUUAUGUAAUACAGGAAUUCCUUGUGUUAAUGAAUCUAAUUGUAAGCAUAAAUCACCAAAAAAUGGUAUUGUUGCAGCUUAUAGUGAUGCAGCAAUAAAUUGUAAUAUCUGCAAAAAUUCAAGCAAUUAUCAUACUGAUGAUAAUGCACAAACUGCAAGUGAAAUAGGUAAAAGUAAACAAAGAAGUGAAGAUUAUGAUAAUCAUCAUUGUUGCCAAAUAUCAAAUUCUUGUAAUUAUUUAACUGAAACAGAAAUUGAAGAGAAUCCUUUCAGAACUUCCAGUGAAGAAAAACAAUCUGAAUGGAGAGAAAAAGUCAAUCAUAGUUCACAUACUUCUUCAGAUGAAGAAAAGAUUAAUUAUAGUGUAAAAAAUAGUAAUUCUUUUGAAUUUUCUAAAGAAGCUAAAGAGUAUUCCAAGAAUAUGAAUAUAGAUUUGCCAUGCAGUUGUAAAAUAUUUACAGAACAUAAAGAAUCAAAACAGUGUACAAAAUGUACAAAUAAUUGCCAUUGUUCUCAUUCAAAUGAUAUGAAUGAUCGAUUACAUCUUUGCCAUUUAUCAAAUAAAAAAGAAGUUAGUGAUUUAUGUGAACAGCAAUUGCCUGUUUCAAAUUUUGAGAAUGUAGAAGAAAAUCUAGAUUCUAAAUCAAGUGAAAAACUUAAUUUUGUAAAAAAAUCUGCAGAUGAUGAUGUCAUUAAUGCAACUGCUUCUCGUCUUUGUGCUGUUAUUCAAGCUUUUUAUUGGUACUGUGGUUGUCGCACUCCAGAAAACUUGGAAAUGACUUCACCUAGGUUCAUUGAUUUUGUGUGCCGACAUGACACAGUUUUGAAAUUUUUAGUUGUUCGGAAUCCCACAGUUAUAUUUGACUAUUUCAGUUUUUUACUAGAAUGUCCAGAACUAAUGUCCAGGUUUCUUCAUUUAGUCAGGUCACAACCAUUUUCAGCUAGAAAGCAAUGGUUUAAUGAACAUUUAAGAUCACAUGAAACUGAAAGAACUUUAGUUUAUUCUGCUCAGAAUGAUUCUGUACUUAGGAUUUCAAGAGCUGAUCUUUUUAAUAGUAGCUGUGAAGCAGUUCUUCGAGUUCCACCAGAAAAGUUAAAAAAAGGACUUUCUGUUAUAUUUGAAGGAGAAGAUGGAAUGGGUCAAGGUGUAGUUAGAGAAUGGUUUGAUAUAUUAUCAAAAGAAAUCUUAAAUCCAGAUUAUGCACUUUUUACACAAAGUUCUGAUGGAUCAACAUUUCAACCAAAUAGUAAUUCUUCAAUAAAUCCUGAUCAUUUGACUUAUUUUCAGUUUGCUGGUCAGAUACUGGGACUUGCUCUAUAUUAUAAACAGGUUCUGAAUGUAAGCUUUACUAGAUCUUUUUAUAAACACAUACUUGGAAUUCCAGUUAAUUUUUGGGAUGUUGCAUCAAUUGAUUUGGAAUAUGCAAAAAAUUUGCAAUGGUUAUUGGAUCAUGACAUUUCUGAGUUUUGUUUGGAUCUUACAUUUUCUGUGGAAACAGAUGUUUUUGGUCAAAUGCAAGAAUUUGAAUUAAAACCAGGAGGAAAUAAAAUUCCUGUAACAGAAGAAAAUAAGUGGUUUUGGGGAGAAGUGAAGAAUAUGGCUCAAGAAGACAGGGCUAAAUUAUUGCAGUUUGUAACUGGAAGUUCUCGAGUACCACAUGGUGGAUUUUCCCAAUUAGCUGGUGUUGAUGGACCACAACUAUUUUCUAUUUCUGAAGUCCCUUACAGACCAAAUAUUUUACCAUCAGCUAGUACUUGUAUUAAUUUACUAAAAUUGCCAAAUUAUCCAACAAGAGAAGAACUCAGGGAAAGGUUCCAAAUUGCCAUACGUUAUGGUAGUCAAGGUUAUGGAACAGCUUAACUAUGAGGACAAAAUAUAUUUUAAACAAAACAGCAAUCAUUAAUCAUUCCUAAAGCUAUGACAUCUAAGCACUAAAAAUCAUAUAAAUAUUAUGGAAAUCAUACAAGUUAUACUUAUGUUAUCACUCAUAUAAGUUAUAGGUAUUUAUGAUUUUUAAUGCCUAUAUGUCCUAGCUUUAAUCAUUACAUCAAAAUAUGUGGUCAUUUUAAAUAAUUAAUUAAAAAGUGAAAUAGAAUAAUUGCUAUAUUUUCAAUUUAAAUAAUGAAAUUGGAAAUAUAUAAUACUAGCAAUGGAUUUAACAUAAACCUUUCAAAU